AUGAGCCACGCCGACCCUACAAGCGCUGCGGCGCAUCCCGAGGACCGGGAAAAGGGCGUCACUGAUGCUCCUCCUGCAUUUUCUCCUGCGACAAAAAAUGAAGACGCUGUUCUCGCUCAUGAGGAUGCGGAACUCAUCGACUACAAGACAUUGACGUGGUGGCAAGGCGGCAUUGUCCUCAUCGCCGAAACCGUCUCCCUCGGCAUUCUUUCUCUUCCCUCAGUCCUGGCCGCCGUCGGUCUCGUCCCCGGUAUCAUCCUGAUUCUGGUCAUGGGCUUCCUCUCAACAUACUCAGGUCUCGUGCUGGCUGAGUUCCGCGCCGAGUACCCCUUCGUGCAAAACUUUGGUGACGCCGUCGAAGUCAUCGGAAAGUCCAUCGGAAUGGGCCGUGUCUUCCAGGAGGUCUUUGGUUGGGCACAGGUCAUUUUCCAGGUUUUUGUCAUGGGCAGCCAUCUUCUGACGUGGACUAUCUGCAUCAACACCCUCACUGGCGGAUCUACUUGCACCAUCGUUUGGGCCGUGGUUGGAUUAGCCAUCUUCUGGGUUCUCAACCUGCCCCGAACCCUCAAGUACACCAGCUACAUGUCCAUGGCGUCUUGCAUUUCCAUCACUGUUGCUGUUCUCAUCACCGUCGGCGACGUCGCCCACGAGCGACCCAUUGGCAGUGCCAGUAUCGAGAUUGCCCGUGAGCUUGGAUUCACUGGCGCAUUCCUGGCUGUCACCAACAUUGCCAUCUCAUUCUCCAGCCACUCUUGCUUCUUCAGCGUCAUCUCCGAGUUCAAGAAGCCCGAGGACUGGCCCAAGGCCCUGGCUUUCCUCCAGAUCGUCGACACCGUCCUCUACAUCCUCGCCGCCGUUGUCAUCUACGUCUUUGUCGGCCCCGAUGUUCCCUCGCCUGCUCUUUCUGCUGCUGGUUCUCCCUUGAUGCGCAAGAUCAUCUGGGGAAUUGCCAUCCCCACGAUUGUCAUUGCUGGUGUUAUCUACGGCCAUGUCGCCUCAUCCUAUAUCUUCCAGCGCAUCUUCCGUAACACCAAGCACAUGGUCCGCCGAACCAAGCUAUCCACCUUUGUCUGGUUCGCCGUCACCUUUGGCACCUGGGCGCUCUCCAUGGUUAUCGCCGAGUCCAUCCCCGUUUUCAACAACCUCCUGGGUCUAAUCUGUGCCCUCUUCGCUUCCUGGUUUUCUUACGGCCUUCCUGGUAUCUUCUGGCUCUGGAUGCAUUACGGAAACUGGUUCAAGGAUGGAAAGCAGACUUGCCGCUUCGUCGCCAAUGUAAUUCUCUUCCUUACCGGAUUUUUAAUCUGCGUCCUUGGACUGUGGGCUUCCAUUGAGGCUAUUGCUCAGGGAGGAAGCAAACAGCCUUGGUCUUGUGCAAGCAACGCUGCGGAAUAG
Fusarium sp. VM40 is the source of this 1392-nucleotide messenger RNA. The record is from the annotation of a GenBank genome assembly. NCBI's taxonomy places the organism in Eukaryota, Fungi, Ascomycota, Sordariomycetes, Hypocreales, Nectriaceae.